AAACACCGCGCUUAGUGACGAUGUUGCCAACAUAAAUUUAAAUUUAUAAUUCACUCUGAGAUGUGGGAUGCGAGUCAACAAAAUCAUGUUUCAAUUUUUUUUAUAUCGUUGAUAUUUUAAUAUUUUUUUUUCAAAUUUUUCGAAUUUUUUUCUACAAACCUUGAGACAACACAACUGCGAUUUAAAUUUACCGCUCUCCCUGCACCCUAACGCUGGUUAGAACAGCAGUACCAACAUAUUUUUCAAAUUACAAUCUAACCUCACUUUUCCCAAACAGCCCCCUUCGAACAAUUUAGCGCUAUUUCACUCAAAAUGACCCACAACAUCCACGGGACGUUCGUCUCCGAGAAAAUCAACAAAAUCCGCUGGCGCCCCGACUUCAUGAACGAUUCCCACUACUUCGUAACCGGGAGUUGGGACAACGACCAAAACGCCAUCAAACUUUGGGACUUCCAAGAAAACGAAGAAGACGCCGAAAUCUACCCCUUCUUAGUCACCGAACUGCCCCACAAAGGCGACAUCACCGAGCUUAAAUUUUUAAACGGCGACUUUUUCGUGACAUCGUCGUCCCAAGGCUCCGUCCACUUGAUGAAAAUCAGCUCAGAACACGGUCUGGAGCCAGUGAUUGAGUCAAAAAUCCGUUGGGAAGGCAUUCACAAAUUCCCGAACGACGAAAUCAGUCCUUGUACGGCGUUCUGCACCUACGACAACGACAUAGUCAGCGUAGGGGAGGACGGGAAUAUUAAUUUGUUGAAUUCGAACAACCAGAACGUCGUUCGCACUAUUGAAAACGCAGACAGUUGCUCGAUUCAUUGUGUCACGUUUUUGAAGCACAGCGAGAUUUUGACGGGGAAUUUGCGGGGGCAGUUGAAGAUUUUUGACAUCAGGGUUUCGUCGAAUGAAGCGUCGAACACGUUUAUGUUGAGUGGGGACCAAGUGUCGCCGCUUUGUUUGCAAAAUCACCCGACGCAGAGGCAUUUGGUGGUGGCUGGGGAUGAGGAGGGGUCAAUAACCAUCUGGGAUUUGCGCCAGAAUACUUACCCGGUGAAUUUACUGGAUGCACAUGAGGGGGGAGUUAUGGAGAUACACUUCCAUCUGGAUCAUCCGGAUCAGUUGUUUACGUGUUCCACAGCUGGGGAUAUUUGGCACUGGUCGCCGAAAAGUGGGGGCGUGUCUAGUUUGAGUCUAGGGAAUGCGGAGAAUAUUUGGUUGGCGUCGGAGACCAUUAAAAAUAAGUUGGACGUUUUUACCCUUAUGCCCAAGUUGCAUAAGCCUGUUAAUAGUUUGGAUGUUAAUAGGAACAAGGUUUUGUGUGGGUGUGAUAAUGAAGCGAUUUAUUUGAUCAAUGGAGUUAACAUUUAUAAAUAAACAGGUUGCAAUGAUUG
Zophobas morio is the source of this 1385-nucleotide messenger RNA. RefSeq names its product nucleoporin Nup43. The coding region runs from base 313 to 1368 and encodes 351 amino acids. Gene Ontology annotation, cellular component: nuclear pore outer ring. The record is from RefSeq and is a predicted model, not a curated record. The transcript has 3 exons. NCBI's taxonomy places the organism in Eukaryota, Metazoa, Arthropoda, Insecta, Coleoptera, Tenebrionidae. Gene Ontology annotation, molecular function: protein binding.